UCACCUCCUCCCAUCCUCAUUUCAGUCAAACCAGCAUUCAGUAUGGCUUCAUCAUCAUCCACGCCACAUCGGAAGUCGAUGUCAUCUUACGUCUUAGGUUUACUCAAUCUUUCUGGUCAAACUGGCCCUGGCGAAGCUGAAACCGUUUACGAGAAGAGAAUCGAAAAGCAGCCGCUAUAUCUCUACCCUACCGACAAACCACCCGCAAAUUCCGGAGACGAUGUAAAGCUGCAGAAGAACCGCGCCGUCGGGAUUAUUAAGACUGGUUUGCUUAGGGAAGCAGAAAAGAAGAAAGCAAAUGCUCCCAAGCCCGCUGGGAUAAUUAUGAAAGACUCGCGGCGAGCACGAGGACUUGCGCGACAGCUACGAAGGGAGCAGAGUAUUUUGAAAAAGAAAAAGCUGAUGAAGGAGCGGCGGAAACGAAAUCUACGCCGAAGAAAAUCAAAGGAAAUGUCGGAUGAACAGACAGGCGAUUUGGAUUCUCAGCCUGUCCCACCAGCAGCAACCUCAUCACAGCCUGCUGAUGUCGAGAUGACUGAUCAGGAGAACGACGGAGAAUCAGCACCAGCAAAACCCACAGACAGCUCUUCAAAGAAAUUCUCAAAAACCAAAGACAUACCGAAAAGAAACCAAAGGGACCAAACGAACCAACAGACGCAAAAAACGAAUACGGGGCCGAAAACCUCUGAGGAACGGAUCGCCGAAGCCAAAAGGACCAAUCAGCACCACCAAUAUCUCCUCUCCUUAGUGACAGCUGAUCGCGAGAUCGAUUACGAUGCUGAAGAAAUCGACAGCGCAGCCACAACAACCACAAUCACGCGUCCGAAUCCGAUGUCUGCAGCCGAGAAGAAACGCACGCAGCUCUAUCAACUGGGUCCGGAUGCGUGCAAUUACGAUGUGUACAUUAGCCUAUGCACUCUUUGGUUCUCUUACAUUAACGAUCUACUGGGCAUUAAUCCUCUACCUGACCUUCCUGAAAAGCCUGUCAACGUGCAGGAGUACACACAGAAGCUUUCGGCGGCAGAUUAUCAUGGCGCGUUUGUGACCGUUAUGCGGGCAAAAUGCGUCACUCGGGUUGGAAUAGCAGGGAUCAUAGUCCGCGAGACAAAAUCAAGUUUUCUGAUUGUGACUAAAAAGAACGAAAUCAAGAUUGUACCAAAAGAGAAUACGGUGUUUUUGAUCUCAAUUGGUGGCCAUCCAGAUGACGCAAAGAAGUUAUCAGUAAUGCUCUACGGGUCUAAUUUGCUAUAUCGAGCGGCAGAUCGAGGUGGCCGGAAAUUCAAGAGCAAGGCUACGAGCGAUUUAUAGGAUGAGCAAGA
Myxozyma melibiosi is the source of this 1319-nucleotide messenger RNA. RefSeq lists its product as uncharacterized. NCBI's taxonomy places the organism in Eukaryota, Fungi, Ascomycota, Lipomycetes, Lipomycetales, Lipomycetaceae. The record is from RefSeq and is a predicted model, not a curated record. Gene Ontology annotation, molecular function: ribonuclease P RNA binding. The coding region runs from base 43 to 1308 and encodes 421 amino acids. Gene Ontology annotation, cellular component: ribonuclease P complex; ribonuclease MRP complex. Gene Ontology annotation, biological process: rRNA processing; tRNA 5'-leader removal. The transcript has a single exon.